AAGAAAAAAAAGAGAAUCCUUUGGUGAAUAAUGGAUCGUGUUGUUGGUGGUAAGUUCAAGCUCGGACGUAAGCUCGGAAGUGGUUCCUUUGGUGAAAUUUUCCUAGGAGUGAAUGUACAAACUGGAGAAGAAGUGGCUGUUAAGCUUGAACCACUCCGAGCUAGGCAUCCUCAGCUUCAUUACGAGUCAAAGCUUUAUAUGCUUCUCCAAGGAGGAACUGGUAUUCCUCACCUCAAAUGGUUUGGUGUUGAGGGUGAAUUCAACUGUAUGGUGAUCGACCUUCUCGGUCCUAGUAUGGAGGAAUUUUUCAACUAUUGCAGUCGAUCCUUCACUCUUAAGACUGUUCUAAUGCUCGCUGAUCAGAUGAUAAAUAGAGUCGAGUAUAUGCAUGUACGAGGGUUUCUUCAUCGUGAUAUCAAGCCAGAUAACUUUUUGAUGGGUCUUGGACGCAAAGCAAACCAGGUUUACAUCAUUGACUAUGGCCUUGCCAAGAAGUAUAGAGAUCUUCAAACACACAAGCAUAUUCCAUACAGGGAAAACAAGAAUCUUACAGGAACAGCUCGAUAUGCAAGUGUUAACACCCAUCUUGGAAUUGAGCAAAGUAGAAGGGAUGAUCUGGAAUCUCUUGGCUAUGUGCUUAUGUAUUUUCUUCGAGGAAGCCUUCCUUGGCAAGGCCUUCGUGCAGGUACCAAAAAGCAGAAGUAUGACAGGAUCAGUGAAAAGAAAAGACUAACACCAGUGGAGGUCCUCUGUAAAAACUUUCCACCUGAGUUCACAUCGUAUUUUCUCUAUGUGCGUUCAUUACGGUUUGAAGACAAACCAGAUUAUUCAUACCUAAAGAGGCUUUUCAGAGAACUAUUUAUCCGAGAAGGUUAUCAGUUUGACUAUGUAUUUGAUUGGACAAUAUUGAGGUAUCCACAGUUCGGCUCCAGUUCCAGCUCCAACUCCAAACCAAGACCAAGUUUAAGACCAGCUAUGAAUAUUCCAGUACCAUCUGCCGACAAAGCAGAAAAGCCUUCAAUUGGGCAGGACAGUCGCGAGAGGUUCUCAGGUGUUUUCGAGGCAUACACCAGAAGAAAUGGCUCAGGAACCGGCGUUCAAGCUGAUCAAUCUGGUAGACCAAGAACCUCAGAGAAUGUUCUUGCAUCCAAGGACACGCAAAACCAGGAGAGACCAAUAUCUUUAUCUAGGAACCUGAGUUCGUCAAGAAAAGCAAUUGCUGGGUCAAGUGUUCGAGCCACUUCCUCAGCUGAUUUCACAGAGAAUCGAUCAAGCAGACUCAUCCCAAACAACGGUCGGUCCUCUACAACUCAGAGGACCCAGUUUGCUCCUUCGUCCUCCUCUUUAGCCACAAAGGCUGCACCAACGAGAACCGCACGGGACAUUACCCUCCAGAGCCUCGAGCUCCUCAGUAUUGGGAACAGCAAGAGGAAGUGAUUAUCUGCAUUUGUCGCCCGCCAGGUUCACAGUUGGAUCAUAUUUAUUAUCCAUCUUUGUUUCAGAAAUUAUUGUUAAGUAAGAAACAAACUUGAUUUGU
Molecule: messenger RNA, 1537 nt
Organism: Arabidopsis arenosa
Lineage: Eukaryota; Viridiplantae; Streptophyta; Magnoliopsida; Brassicales; Brassicaceae
Source: the annotation of a GenBank genome assembly